Gasterosteus aculeatus aculeatus (three-spined stickleback) is the source of this 5915-nucleotide messenger RNA. NCBI's taxonomy places the organism in Eukaryota, Metazoa, Chordata, Actinopteri, Perciformes, Gasterosteidae. The record is from RefSeq and is a predicted model, not a curated record.
AUGGAUAAUGGUCAUACUAAGACGGUGGAGGAGGUCCUGGGCUUCUUCAAUGUGAACGAGUCUACAGGUCUGAGCUGUGAGCAGCUAAAGAAGACCAGGGAGAGAUGGGGACCCAACGAAUUGCCAGCUGAGGAAGGGAAGUCACUCUGGGAACUGGUCCUGGAACAGUUUGAGGAUCUGUUGGUUCGAAUCCUGCUGCUGGCUGCGUGCAUCUCCUUUGCCCUGGCCUGGUUUGAAGAAGGGGAGGGGACAAUCACAGCCUUUGUUGAGCCCUUCGUCAUCCUCCUCAUCCUCAUCGCCAACGCUAUUGUUGGAGUCUGGCAGGAGCGUAACGCAGAGAACGCCAUCGAGGCGCUGAAGGAGUACGAGCCAGAGAUGGGCAAGGUGUACCGCCAGGACAAGAAGAGCGUCCAGAGGGUCAAAGCCCGAGACAUCGUUCCGGGAGACAUUGUGGAGGUCGCUGUUGGUGAUAAAGUCCCAGCUGACAUCAGGCUCACGUCCAUCUGUUCCACUACUCUGAGGGUGGACCAGUCCAUUCUGACAGGGGAGUCUGUGUCAGUGAUCAAACACACGGACCCCGUACCAGACCCCCGGGCCGUCAACCAGGACAAGAAGAACAUGCUCUUCUCUGGUACCAACAUUGCAGCGGGCCGUGCCAUCGGGGUUGUCGUGGCAACGGGGGUGCAGACAGAGAUUGGGAAAAUCCGAGAUGAGAUGGCCGCCACUGAGCCUGAAAGGACCCCCCUCCAACAGAAGCUAGACCAGUUUGGAGAACAGCUGUCUAAGGUCAUCAGUGUGAUCUGUGUGGCAGUGUGGGCCAUUAAUGUGGGACACUUCAGUGACCCGGUCCACGGAGGCAGCUGGCUGAGAGGAGCUGUUUACUAUUUUAAGAUCGCUGUUGCGCUCGCUGUAGCUGCCAUACCAGAAGGCCUCCCAGCAGUCAUCACUACCUGCCUGGCUCUGGGCACCAGGAGGAUGGCCAGGAAGAACGCCAUCGUCCGCAGCCUGCCAUCCGUGGAGACACUGGGUUGCACAUCUGUUAUCUGCUCUGACAAAACAGGAACACUAACCACCAACCAGAUGUCAGUCUGCAGGAUGUUUGUGGUAGACAGUGUGUCAGGGGAGCGCUGCAGCCUGAACGAGUUCACUGUGACUGGAUCUACUUACGCCCCUGAAGGGGAAGUUUAUAAGGACGGCUCAUUGGUGAAGCCCAGUCGCUAUGAAGGUCUGGUGGAGAUGGCCUCCAUCUGUGCGCUGUGCAAUGACUCAUCGCUGGACUAUAACGAGGCCAAGGGCGCAUUUGAGAAGGUUGGGGAGGCAACAGAGACGGCCCUCUGCUGUCUGGUGGAGAAAAUGAACGUAUUCGACUCUGACCUGAUAGGACUGAGGCCUGCUGAGAGAGCUACAGCAUGCUGCUCCGUGAUUAAACAGCUGAUGAGGAAGGAGCUGACGUUGGAGUUUUCCAGAGACAGGAAGUCCAUGUCCGUCUUCUGCUCAUCCAAUAAACUCACCAGGUCUACCUCUGGAGCCAAGAUGUUUGUCAAGGGCGCUCCAGAGACUGUGUUAGAGCGGUGUAAUUAUAUCCGGGUCAGCGGUUCUUCUCGUGUGCCUUUGAGUUUGGCGGUUCGAGAGCAGCUCUUGUCAAAUGUGAGGGAAUGGGGGUCGGGCCGAGACAUGCUGCGUUGCCUAGCCAUGGCAACCAGGGACACGCCCCCUGACAUCCGCAGCCUCAACCUGGAGAACUCUGCUGUCUUUGCUGACUAUGAGUCCGACCUGACCUUUGUGGGCUGCGUGGGCAUGUUGGACCCCCCCAGGAAAGAGGUGCUGAGUGCGGUCCGAAUGUGUCGACAGGCUGGCAUAAGAGUCAUCAUGAUCACAGGGGACAACAAAGGGACAGCCCUGUCCAUCUGUCGGAGGGUGGGCAUCAUCACGGAGCAGGAUGAAGAGCAGGGCGGGAUUAUCGGGGGCCUUACGGGGCGGGAGUUUGACGAGCUGCCGCCUCACCUGCAGCGUCAGGCCUGCAGGACAGCGAGGUGCUUCGCCCGGGUGGAACCGGCACACAAGAGUCGUAUUGUGGAGUACCUGCAGAGCCUCAAUGACAUCACUGCCAUGACAGGCGAUGGGGUGAACGACGCCCCUGCAUUGAAGAAGGCAGAGAUUGGCAUCGCUAUGGGCAGCGGCACAGCAGUGGCAAAGUCAGCCUCUGAGAUGAUCCUGGCUGAUGACAACUUCUCCACCAUUGUGGCUGCAGUGGAGGAGGGCAGAGCUAUUUACAACAACAUGAAACAGUUUAUCAGAUACCUGAUCUCAUCCAACAUAGGAGAGGUGGUCUGUAUUUUCCUGACGGCCGCACUUGGCAUGCCUGAAGCCCUGAUCCCAGUACAGCUGCUAUGGGUCAACCUUGUCACUGACGGUUUCCCAGCAACGGCUCUGGGCUUUAACCCCCCAGAUCUUGACAUCAUGUCCCGCCCCCCACGCUCCCCCAAAGAGCCUCUGAUCUCCAGUUGGUUGUUCUGUCGCUACCUUAUUGUCGGAUGUUAUGUGGGAGCAGCGACUGUCGGAGCUGCUGCCUGGUGGUUCAUGGCAGCCCACGAUGGACCAAAGCUGUCCUUCUAUCAACUGUCCCACUACCUUCAGUGCAGUGAAGGCCACGAUGAGUUUGCUGGUGUGCAGUGUUCUGUCUUUGAGUCUCCUUAUCCAAUGACCAUGGCCCUGUCCGUCCUGGUUACCAUAGAGAUGUGCAAUGCCUUGAACAGUCUGUCAGAGAACCAGUCCCUUGUGAAAAUGCCCCCCUGGUCUAACCCCUGGCUUGUGGGGGCCAUCUGUCUGUCCAUGGCUCUACACUUCCUCAUUCUUUAUGUUGACCCCCUGCCGGUGGUUUUCCAGAUACGCCCUCUGUCAUGGCCUCAAUGGGUGGUGGUGUUGAAGAUGUCACUUCCUGUAAUCUUGAUGGACGAGGCACUCAAGUUCCUGGCCCGUAACUACAUUGAGCCAGGAAGCCAGGUCCAGUCUCUGGAAGAGGAAGAGGAGCAGCGGAGAAUGGGGCCCAGCACGGGAUUGGUCGGGGCCAUGAUGGCGGGGCUGCGCCAGUCACUGAAGGGUGUCUCCUGGUCCUUUGUCCUGAUCUCUGCACCGCUGUUGAUCUGGAUCUUCAGCCUGGACUCUGACAUCACCAACAUCUUCUGGGAGUGAUGGAAGAAUGAGAGGACAGGCAGUCUGGUGGAAGAGGAGAAAAAGGAUUGUUGAAAUAAGAUGCAGAAGAUUGGGUGUAUACGGGUGAGGGGAGAAGAUGGGAUGGGACAAAGAAACAAGCAACGAUGAUAACUCAUCCGCUGGGAUACAAAAAUGUAAGGGAUAUAGAGUGAAAUAUUAAAACAACAGACAAUCAGAUAACACUAAGUAGGAAAUAGCACCUCCUCGUCAAUGCUAAAAGGUGCUAUGUGUAGCAUUUCAUGUGAAUCCCACAGCUCAAUUAGACCGUAGUGCUAUGAGUUAGGAAGGCCAAAGCCCAGUUUGUCUGUCCAACACUUGAGCCAAGCCUGAAAUAAUUCUCUGACAUGAUAUUGCUUUAGCUGUACUUCAACCUUUGCAUUCUAAAAUACUAUGGUAUGACAAACAUUAGCAUGUUAGCAUGCUAUAAACCAUUUUUCUGUUAGGGACUCACAACGUGAUAAUCAAUGUUUCCCAACUCCUCUGGCUUGUGACGGGUUGCAUCUAUUGCCAUGGUUGCACCAGCUUUUCAUAACCUUCAUAUAUUUUCAACAGCUAGAUUCAAGCUAGUCACUAGCUAGUGUCUAUAGCGCCUUCCCCACCAGACAAAAGACCAACAUCUGGCUUUCGUCUUCAGUAGGACGGGUUACGAGCGGCCUGUGAAGGUCUCUGCACAAGUCAAAGAGAUUUAUCCUAUCGGCCUUGAUGGACAUAUGACACCAGAGAGGACACAAUAUAUUACGCUUCUUUUCCAGAACCUUCUUUGUCAUCUCAGCCACAAAUUCUGCCAACUCUGUCCAAAUAGCACUCAAGCAUUGUUAAUAAGUGAAUAGGAAGCAGGUUUGUAGAGCUACUAAACUAGUAACUACUGGCAAUGGGAAGGAGUCAUCAAUGUUUAAAAAACCCAAAUAAAUGCCCUAAUAACUGUGGACUAAAGUUUGCCGGACCAAUAGUGUCUGCCUGUUCUCUUUGUUAUAUCUUUAUAUUAGAAUUUUAGAAGUGGACACAUGCGCUGUUAGUUGAAAGUAUUGAAUUUAUUUAAAUCAAAUUGAAGAGAAGCAGAUAAAGAAACACUUUUAGAUUUAUGUGUGAGCUUCUGUAAUGUUAAGCGGUUUGAACUCUUAAGUUAGAAGUUCGGUAAUGAUUUUGGUAGAGCACCCAUUUUUAUGGUACAUGUGGUUUUCUGGUGUAGAGAUGCAGGUUUAACUCCAUAGUAACUGUCUUUUUGUUGCCCUGUGAGUCCCGAUAUCUCCUCGUUUAUGGCCCAACACCAAGCGUGUGGCCACAAACGGUAACAACCCCUUCGGAUCAUAAAGCAUAAAGGUCCACCGGUUAUAAGUGUGCUGGGACUGGUGUUCAGAAUAAGCAGCCCAGGUGAUUACCUUCUUUAAGAGACUGGCUUUUUGUUUCGAAAGUUUAUUGAGAGCCAGUGUUUGCAUAUGCAAAUGAGGCAUCAUCUUAUUACAAAUGUCCUAAUAAACAUUUCCUGAACUUACAUGUAAACACUGGAUGAAGCCUGAUUCACAAGUCCUAUUUCGCUCAGUCGACAUGUUAGACAAAGGUUUUUUCAGGGGGGAUAUUAGAUAUCCCUUUGUAUCAGGCCUGAGGGUCUAAGAACGAGCACGAGACAUUACGGAAAGAAAGUUUUAAAAGGGUUGACGUGGACUUCCUCAUAGCAUUGAACUGCCUUCACAGUCAUUCGGUUCCCCAUAUUCACAUUAAGUGCUUCAUGUCCAGUACCGGUACUGGAUGUGAACAUACAAAUGUGGUUCUUGAUGUUAUCCUUCAUUCCAGCAGUCACUGUCUGCUCUCAUACGUUGAGUCGUCCUCUGAUCGAACAGGGAAUUUGAGUUUGUUUUUGGUUGGAAUUUUCUGCAGUGAUGCCAUCGAGGGAUUUUUAUUUUUAUUUGUGAACAAAGCUUUUUUGAUCGCUGUUAUUCUAAUAGCUUUUGCUCUAUGUCACGUUUAGUAUAAAGGGAUCAAUUCUUCGUUCCUCUGAGCCGUGUACAGCUGCAGAGCUCAGACUAACACAACGUAACUCACAUUUUUAUGGCAUAUUCUUGUAAAUUUGGAGUUGGACUUUAUUCUUGGGACACACAUUUCAGAAUAAUGACUUUACUCGUAAUGUUACAACAUGUUCUCAUAAAAUUGUUGAAGUGGUAAACCAACUCAUGCAGUUUUUUGUUAUUGUUUUUUAUUUUCCUUUAUUCAAAAUAUGUUUUUUUUCAAUGCUCCUGUCUGCUAGGAAUCCAAACCAAUAGAGGAUCAUUUUACUUACUCGUUUUGUUUGCUUUUGCUCAUUUUCUUACAUGGUCAUUUGGGUUUUGGCACAGAUAUGAUGGAAUAAAUGCAGGUAGAUGCACUUAAUUAGACUAUUCAUUAUUUAUUCCUGUUUUAUUGAGUCCCAAUGUUAACACUUAGUUUCUCGGGCCCCUGCUUGUGAGUGGAAGGACGCGUUGAUGAGGGUCCAGACUAUAAAUGGAUGCUUGUUCUUGACUGAGCACCUUGUUUCAAUAAAUGUUGAAUAACAAGAUUCCACAUUGUUCUUUUAUCUCCCAGAAACAUUUCCACUCAAGCUAAACAAUGCAGGACCAUGCACUAGGUUCUAUUUGUAACUUCUUUUCUAAAUCAUUCCACUUCUGAAGGGUUUGUUGAUGAUGUUAGAGGUUAAAAAAACAAGAAUAAACUAAAUCGUUGAGAAUUUC